AUGACAUCAGUUAGAGGUCCAUACCCAUAUAGUUCCAUCCUCAAUACAGGAGACCGUGAUUGGUCUUUGGAUGGACCCGGAAAGAGCGUCCAACUAACGGCCUUGCAAGCGUAUACCAGCAUCACUGCAAUAGAACUUGAAUGGAACGAAACCACCGUCAUAUCUUCACCCGGCUAUCCAUCCUACAAUGACUCGAACCUCGACCUUACUUGGGUACUCACGGCUCCAGAGGGUCACAUGCUCCAGAUACAGAUCCUGGACCUGGCCCUAGAGACGGACUACGACUACUUGUACAUUGGUUAUGGGCCUGGUCCCAAUGAACCUGGUUCUUGGGAGCUUCAGAAACUGACUGGGUAUAACUAUUCCAGUGAACCCGUUACACCCGGUCAGUCUAUGUGGAUCAGGUUUACCACGGAUGUCUCAAGGGGAGAUAUUGGCUUCAGUCUUCGUGUCACAGCUAUACUAAACCCUGAAUGCAGCAGCGGUCAAAUGCAAUGUUCUAGUGGACUGUGUAUCAACGAAUCGGCAAGGUGUGACGGAAAUAACGACUGUCUCGAUUUCUCAGAUGAGGAAUACUGUCGUAAGUUUUGA
Molecule: messenger RNA, 591 nt
Organism: Strongylocentrotus purpuratus (purple sea urchin)
Lineage: Eukaryota; Metazoa; Echinodermata; Echinoidea; Camarodonta; Strongylocentrotidae
Product: low-density lipoprotein receptor-related protein 12-like
Exons: 3
Coding region: 1-591 (196 amino acids)
Molecular function (GO): protein binding
Source: RefSeq, a predicted model, not a curated record